Molecule: messenger RNA, 4345 nt
Organism: Anneissia japonica
Lineage: Eukaryota; Metazoa; Echinodermata; Crinoidea; Comatulida; Comatulidae
Product: proto-oncogene tyrosine-protein kinase Yrk-like
Exons: 11
Coding region: 178-1707 (509 amino acids)
Biological process (GO): cell differentiation; protein phosphorylation; innate immune response
Cellular component (GO): extrinsic component of cytoplasmic side of plasma membrane
Molecular function (GO): ATP binding; signaling receptor binding; non-membrane spanning protein tyrosine kinase activity
Source: RefSeq, a predicted model, not a curated record
GCUCGCGAUUGGAAUUUUAGAGGCAACUUCCUGGUUGGGCUUGGCGGAACUGAAACAGAGCUAGGAAGGAGAAAAUUUAGUUGCAAAAUUAUUGGUUUUCCACUUACUGACAUUAGUCCUGCAGCUGGUGUAUAUUGGAUAUUCAAUGUAAAUUAAGGACCAUAAAUUAGUACCAUCAUGGGAAAUUGUAGAACAAAAGAUGAUUCCAGUGGAAAAUACAAUCCUGGGACGACAGGUAGCAAAAGUAACGAUGAUGAUAACAAUCACCAAACGUCUGCCCACAUUCCAAAUUUUAACGUUCACUCAGGCUUUGUACCAACUCCAGUUAACCCAUUUCCACCACGACAACCAGUAUUAUCGUACAAAGCUCUUUAUGACUAUGAUGCCAGGACGGAGGAUGAUCUUUCCUUCCGGAAGGGAGAAUUGAUGGAAAUACUGAAUAACAGUGACGGAGACUGGUGGCUUGCAAGAUCAACAGUUACAAACAGAGAAGGUUACAUACCUAGUAACUACAUUGCACCAGUAAAGAGCAUAGAUGCAGAAGAUUGGUAUUUUGGAAAAAUUGGGCGAAAAGAAGCAGAGAAACGACUGUUAUUACCUGGCCUAGCCCGUGGGACAUUCAUUAUUCGAGACAGUGAGGCAAAUCCAGGAAACUUUUCAUUAUCAGCACGUGAUUUUGACGACACAAAGGGAGAACAUGUAAAGCAUUAUAAGAUUCGGAAGCUAGACCAGGGAGGAUAUUUCAUUGCAUCUAGAAGUCAAUUUAGCACACUCAAUGAUCUCGUUGCCCACUACCAACAGCAAGCUGAUGGACUAUGCUGCAGGCUGGGAAAACCAGUGCCUAAGUCAAAUCCCACAACAUCAGGCUUAAGCAAGGAUGCUUGGGAAAUUCCCAGAGAUUCACUGCAGCUGGAGAAAGUUCUUGGAGCUGGACAGUUUGGUGAAGUGUGGAAAGGUAAAUGGAAUGGUAAGACAGCGGUAGCCAUUAAAACUUUAAAGCCAGGAACCAUGUCGCCUGCUGCCUUCCUUGAAGAAGCAAAUAUUAUGAAGAAUUGUAAACACGAAAACUUGGUGCAGUUAUAUGCUAUAUGCUCAGAUAAGGAACCAAUCUACAUUGUCACAGAACUGAUGGCCAAUGGAAGUCUCCUCGAUUUUCUUAAAGACGGUGAUGGUCGGUCUCUUAAACUUGUUGAACUUGUUGAUAUGGCGGCCCAGAUUGCUCACGGUAUGGCGUACUUGGAGAUGCAAAACUACGUCCAUCGAGAUCUUGCGGCACGUAAUGUACUCGUCGGUGAACAUCGAGAAUGCAAAGUUGCUGACUUUGGUUUGGCACGAAUGAUUGAAGAUGAUGAGUACACUGCUAGACAGGGGGCUAAGUUUCCAAUUAAGUGGACUGCCCCAGAGGCAGCUAUGUUUGGCCGUUUCACCAUAAAAUCAGACGUAUGGUCAUUUGGUAUUCUACUGACCGAGUUAAUCACGCACGGACGCAUUCCAUAUCCAGGAAUGAUGAACAUGGAGGUAUUAGAGCAAGUUGAUCGUGGUUACAGAAUGCCCAGACCUGCUAAUUGCCCCGACUCCUUAUUUGACUUGAUGUUGAAAUGUUGGCACAAAGAACCAGUGUCUCGACCAACGUUUGAAUUCUUGCAUCAUUUCUUGGACGAUUACUUUGUGGCAACAGAACCCGAUUAUAAAGAAGCCGACUAUUAGUCAGUUAGGAAGUAGUUACAAAUAUUUCAGUUGGAAGGAUGAUGGCAGGAAUACAAGGCACUGGCUUCUCCACCUAUUACAGUACUGCAUAGCUGUAUUAGAUAGCAUAGCUGUCACGUAUAGAUGUUAACCUCUUGCUUGCUAUCAGUAAAACCACCUGAUAUUGUCUUUGAAGCACCUGCUAAAAUUAUGUUUCGAUCACCUGCGAAUUGUUUACAAUUGGUGCCGUGUUGUAAGACCACUCUGCUUACACUAAUGUUUAUAACUACUUUCAGUGAGAAUAUUUUUUAAUGACAUAUCCAAAUGAAUAUGGAUCUUAAAAUUGUGACAUAUACAUAUUUCAUGCAAAUGAGAUUAUUUGCAUAUUCAUGAUUCAUAUUAGCAUGUUAAUGACAACAUGUGAACCUUAAAGAAACCAUUUUAUUUCAAGAGUUUUCAAAGUAUAUUCAUUGCUUCUAAUAUUUAGUCAAUGCAGUUGUUGAUAUUGCUGUAGAUGUUUUGUGGAGUACAAGAAAAAAUGUAAUAAAUGUGCACAAUGAUUGGAUAUGCUAAUAAUGUUUUGCAUAUUCAUAACUGCUAUAAAAUCAGUGGCCCAAUAAUAUCAGAUUUUUACUGAUGGAAAAAAAAUUCAUUCACAUUAUGUGUUCACUUGUCUGGUGUUUUGACAUGUGACUAAAAUUUUACAAAAGAACAUCAUGAAUAUAUGCAAAUUGGGUAAAUUCUUCAUUGGGAGAUAUGAUUAUUCAUGCUUAAAAUAACCAAUCUUGUGUUAGUUGUAAUUCUUGAUGAAAUUUAACUAUUUGAUCUGUGUUUUAUACAAUUCUAAUUUUGUAGUUUUCAAGACAAGGUGGGUAAAACUGGUAUAGAUGGACAAUUUUAAGGUUGAGGAACCCAAUUUAUAUUAUCUUUACUCAAACAAUUGUGUGUGAAUGUUUGUGUAUGUAGUUCUAGAAACCAAAUUUAAUUGUUGUGGGAACUAGGUGAACAUUUUUAUGUAAAAUACCAGUGUAAAAAAAAAAACAAAGAAUAGUUUAUAAACGAAUUUGUUUUACUAUUUAAUAUGGAGGUUUUGCUCUGUUAAUCAUGUCAAUGUGAUUUUUGAUUUUUAAUGAAUCAGUAGUUUUUGUCAUGUAAGAACUAUGAAAAAUUUGUGGGAAAGAUGUAAAUGGGAAAAAGUUUGCAACGUGUCUUUGCAACGUGUCUUGUCUGUUUACUGUGGAGUUGUCAUAAUAUGUAAUGUACUAUAGUUUGAGAGAAGCAUCCUCUUAACAGCCCCAUUGUCGUUACUCUACUUAAAGGUGUUUUUUUACCAAAGGUUAAAGGUUACCACCAUGCUAAAAGUGGGUCCUUUAGACGCUGAAAUAAUUUUAAUACUUGCGGCAAAUAUGGCAUACAAAUCCAAAUGGUUUUUAGAUGUUUCUUCUAAAAAACUGUUAAAAGUAGUGUUUGUGUUUAAAAUUCCAUAUGAAAUAAUUUAAAAACUAACCCGUCAAUGUAAAUAAUGUAAUCACUUAAUGAAGCAUAUUUGUAAUUAUGCGAAGAGUUUUUUUAUACGAAAAAAAGUGGUACUUUAAUCUUUAUCAUUAUGCAUAUUUUUGUAAGAUGUAUUUGGAUCCUUUUCAGGGACUUCUUGCAUGUAAUUUGUAUGUUAUUUCUUUGUGUCGUUAUAAACCAGAUGGUCGUCUUGGACAAUUGUAAUUUUGUAACCCUGUCUUUUUUUUUUUCGUUUUAAAUAAUGGAAUCGUGUGGCACAGGAGUAAUGCGUCAGGCUGGACUGGAGUAUAAAUUAGUUCUUGGUAGGAUCAAUUGUCAUUGUACUAAUUACUAUAUAGUUGCUACAUUUUAAAAUAAUCCCCAGAGAUCUGAAUGUAUGCGUGGACGUAGUCUAGUUUCGGCCUGGCAUGGGUUGGGGGUUGGGGGGUUUCGAAAAAUGAGAAUGUGGAACUAAAUCCCUAUUCCAAUGAGAAAUGAAGUCAAUUUUUAGUAUUUUAACCCACAUAGUGGAACUAAUUUGCUGACAAGGGAGUACAUUCGCACUCCACACCCCCCCUCCCCCCAAAUUAGCCUAUGCCCAUGGUGUAUUUCAUGGGUGUUUGAUCCAAUAUCCGGGAUAAUAAUGUGAAGUAUAUAGACUUAGGUAAUAAGCACUAUAUAGGACCAAUAUAGGAUUUGAGUCAUGCAUUUCGAAUACAUUCAUAAAAUGCUGUUUGUGGACUAACUUAAUUUUGAUUAGUAAAAAGCUUCUUGUAAAUGCAAAACAACAUUACCUAUACAUAUUUCUGUGUUUGAUUUUUUUUAUGAUAAAAUGUACAUUUUACUGUUUGUUGAUUUUUAUUUACAUUUAAUCUACAUGCAGCUUUUGCAAUUCUGAUUUUCUUUGUUUUGAUAGUCAUAAAUUUCUGUAGGAAACAUUGAUGGUUAGAAGGAUUGUAUUAACAUGGUGUUGGGCUAAACAAAUUAUGUCUGUAUUGCCUACUUGUGGGGAUUCCAUAUUUAUAAAGUAUGAGUGCAGAACUCUGUGUAUUGUACAUAAUAUAUAUAUAUAUAUAUAUUAUAAUAGUGCUAGUCAGUGAAUAAGAUGGAAGUUAAAUUCAAUACCAUUGUUGCCAGGGGCACCAUCACAGUAGAAACUUAAAUU